UCCAUGAUUUGAUUCAUCAGGAAAAGAUUUUAGUGAAAUCUCACCAUUUUUCUAGUGAGAGAAACAGAAAAGAAAAGCCAUUUUAGCGUAAACUCUCCGUCUGAAGGAAAACUUGUGCAAAUUCAAUGGCCAACAGCAAUCUACCGCGAAGAAUCAUCAAGGAGACUCAGCGUCUGCUCAGCGAACCAGCUCCAGGAAUAAGUGCAUCUCCAUCCGAAGAGAAUAUGCGGUAUUUUAAUGUAAUGAUUCUUGGUCCAACGCAAUCUCCUUAUGAAGGAGGUGUUUUCAAGCUGGAAUUGUUUUUGCCUGAAGAGUAUCCAAUGGCUGCUCCCAAGGUUCGUUUCCUCACGAAAAUUUAUCACCCGAACAUUGAUAAGCUUGGAAGGAUAUGCCUAGAUAUUCUUAAAGACAAAUGGAGCCCUGCUCUUCAGAUUCGAACAGUACUUUUGAGUAUUCAAGCACUUUUGAGUGCACCGAACCCAGAAGAUCCACUCUCUGAAAACAUUGCUAAGCAUUGGAAAACAGACGAGUCUGAAGCCGUUGAAACAGCAAAAGAAUGGACACGUUUAUAUGCAAGUGGGGCAUGAAGUGCGCAGAGCUUAAGGCUUUCGUAAAUAACAAAUCAUGUACUCAUUGACCGUCGAACGAACUUGGAAAAAUUGUAAUAUAUAUGUUUUCAAUGUCUGGCAUUUCUGCUGUUAACUUCUUAUGUACUCUGUUUUCCAAUUAUGUAACGAGAUGUGAUAAUUGUAUAAUCUAUUGAAAUGACACAUUUUGAUGAAAUUCCAUGUGGGUUUCCCAGCAAAGUGAAUAUGUGCUAAAGGAUUUUCUA
Messenger RNA from Olea europaea var. sylvestris, 832 nucleotides. RefSeq names its product ubiquitin-conjugating enzyme E2 36-like. The coding region runs from base 126 to 587 and encodes 153 amino acids. Lineage: Eukaryota; Viridiplantae; Streptophyta; Magnoliopsida; Lamiales; Oleaceae. Gene Ontology annotation, molecular function: ubiquitin conjugating enzyme activity. Gene Ontology annotation, cellular component: nucleus. Gene Ontology annotation, biological process: protein K63-linked ubiquitination; DNA damage tolerance. The transcript is spliced from 8 exons. The record is from RefSeq and is a predicted model, not a curated record.